CACUCCAACCACAACCAUCUCAUUUUUAUCUAUAUAUAUAUAUUCCUCUAAAACAAUAGAUAUUAUUACAUUGGCAUUUUAAGAGAGAUAUAUCUUUUUUUUUUCAAGCAACAAAACCUUCAAGAAGCUGAAAAGCCAACAAAAGGGUGCAUAAAUUGUUGAGAACUCAGACAUGGCUUGUGGGUGUUCUUCAACAACAUUGGCAGAGAAGAUUUCAUGGAAUUGUUCUGUGUUUGUGGCACUAAUGCUGGUUUUGAGUAGCUGCGAGUCAAACACAAGUGAUUUCACAAGUCAGAUGAUGCUUCAUGGGAGUGUCACCGGCAAUAUUAGCAACAACAACAACAAGGCGUGUGAUGAGAUUUACGUGGUUCGUGAGGGAGAGACGCUACAAACAAUCAGUGAAAAAUGUGGGGAUCCUUAUAUUGUUGAAGAGAACCCACAUAUCCAUGAUCCUGAUGAUGUUUUCCCUGGCCUAGUUAUCAAGAUUAACCCUUUCACCAAUAGAGGCUAAAAUGUUUCAAUUUGGGAUAAUGUUUCUUCUACCCAAGGUUCUGCUAUGUGAUACAAGGUUACAUGUAAGUCUUUGUUUGUAGAAAGGGCAUCUCAUGUAUGCAUUAUUAUGUAACCAAUUACGGUUUCAAUUUCCGCGCGAAUUGCUCGUCUUUAGAAGGAUGGAAGCAUAAUACAUCAAAUCAAAGUGGUUAUGAACUUCCACCUCAAUUUUUUCUGAACGAUUUGUGAUUUUGUAUGAGAGCACGUAUUGUAGCGAAGUUUUUGUGUAAAAUAUAUAUAGA
Molecule: messenger RNA, 794 nt
Organism: Glycine soja
Lineage: Eukaryota; Viridiplantae; Streptophyta; Magnoliopsida; Fabales; Fabaceae
Exons: 1
Coding region: 173-511 (112 amino acids)
Source: RefSeq, a predicted model, not a curated record